Drosophila grimshawi is the source of this 4334-nucleotide messenger RNA. Its product is annotated as basic proline-rich protein. The record is from RefSeq and is a predicted model, not a curated record. Gene Ontology annotation, cellular component: nucleus. Lineage: Eukaryota; Metazoa; Arthropoda; Insecta; Diptera; Drosophilidae. The transcript is spliced from 4 exons. Gene Ontology annotation, biological process: positive regulation of transcription by RNA polymerase II. Gene Ontology annotation, molecular function: transcription coactivator activity. The coding region runs from base 307 to 2928 and encodes 873 amino acids.
UAUAUAUAUAUAAGUUUGUGUGUGUGUUGUACGUGUUUUAAUGCGCUGGAUGCGAAUGUGAAGCCGCCUCGCAUUGUAAGCCCGAAUCUAAGAUAUUUUGUUGUUGUUUAAAGACAAGUCGGCAUACUCCACAUCCAGCCAACGAGUGCGAAAGCGAGUGCGAUUGCGAGUACGAGUUCGAGUGGGGAGAGGAAGCGGCAGCAUUGAUUUGGAUUUUCGUUCACAACCCGUUUUAUAAUAACCGCUAAAAUUGUGGAAAAACAGGAGAAAACUCCCAAGCGGAAGAAGAAGGCUGCAGCCAGUAAAAUGUCUGCAGUUUAUUCGCCGCAACCGCCGCUGCAGCAGCCGCCGGCUCAGCAUCCGCCGGGAUCUGUGCAGUUGCCGCCGCCGCAAGCGCCGCCGCAGCAGCAGCAACAACAACAGCAGCAGCAACAACAACAGCCGCCUGGCACUGGACAAGGGCCGCCAGGUGGCGUUAAUGUUGGGCCUAUGGGACCAAUGGGUGCGAUGCGUGUUGGCCCCGGCCCCGUUGGCAAUCCGGUCGGUGGCGUCGGCGUUGGCGUCAUGAUGGGCACACCACCCAAUCCGAAUGCCCAGCGUGGCGGCGUCCCAGCGCAGCAGGUAAACUCGGCCCAGAUACAAAAGAUGCUGGAUGAGAAUUGCGGACUGAUCCAGGCCAUACAGGACUUCCAAAACAUCGGCAAAUCACAGGAGUGCAUGAGCUACCAUGUGGCAUUGCACAGGAAUCUUGUGUAUCUGGCCCAACUGGCCGAUCCCCAAAUGAACAUUGCCCAAAUUCUGCCGCCGCCGCAUUUAUUGCAAACGCAGGCCAUGCAACAGGGCAACCAGCCACCGACACCGCAUGGUAUGACUGGCGUACCGCCGCCUGGACAGCAACAGCAGGUGCAGGGUCAGCAGGGCACACCGGGUCCGCCGGGGCCACCGGGCAGUGUCAUUCAGUCACAGAUGAUGCAGCAUGCCAGCGACGCUGGCAUUGGUCCCGUACAAAUGCCGCCCUAUCCGGGACAGCAGCAACAGAAUACACAUCCGGGAAUGCCGCCAAACGCUCAACAGCAAUCUCAGCAACAACAGCAGCAACAGCAGCAGCAACAACAACAGCCAGGCCAGUCGUUGCAGCAGUCGCCGCAAGUUAGCCAAGCCGGCCCACAGCCACAGGCCGCAUAUCGCAACGUACAGGCCGGCGCUGGCCAGGCUCAAGUCGUCGCCAAUGCAGCGCCCAAUCAACAGCAGCGGCCAAACAAUGGACCGUUGCCUCCCGGACAGAGUCAGGCACCGCCAUCCCAACAACAACAGCAGCAGCCGCCCAACCAGCAACAGCAGCCACAACAGGGUCCGGGAUCGGUGCCGCCACCACAGGCACAGUACCGGGUCAGCUAUCAACAGCAGCAACAACAGCAGCAGCAGCAACACGGCCAUUAUCCGGGCUAUCCGCCGCAGUCGCAGCCGCAGUACCAGCCACAAAAUGCGUAUCCGUAUGGGCCACCCGGCCAGGGCUAUGGUCCACCGCCGCCAAAUGCUCAGGCUGCAUACCAUCAUGCCGGCAUGCCGCCAACAUCGACAGCAGCGGGCGGACAGGGUGUCGUACAUGCCUAUCAACCAAAUCCUAAUGCUGGCGGUGCGGCUGGCGGGAGUCAGCAGCAGCAGGCGCCGCCUCCAGGUGCAUACCCGCCACCACCACCCGGGCAGCAAGUGGCGCCCGGGCAGCAACCGCCACCGCCGCCAGGACAAAUGUACGGGCCACCACCAACAGCUGGCGGACAGGCAGGACCACCUGGACCGCCUGGACCACCGCAAAGUGUGCUGCCCAAUCAGUAUGGGCCGCCGCCACCUCAAAAUUCUGGUGCAGUGGCGCCCGGACCGCCACCCAUGGGCUAUGCUGGCUAUCCGCCUAAUCAGUACGGGCAGCAGACUGGUGCGUCCGGUGCACCGCCUGGCAACUAUGGACCUCCGCCGCCAUCGAGCCAAGGACAGUCGCCGUACCAGGCGUACCAGCAGGCUGGCAGCGCACCACCUGGCAGCUAUCCGGGUCAACCGGUGCCCUGUCCACCAAACGCUCAGCAGGUUAGCGUGGCGGGAGCAAAUGCUGGACCACCACCACCACCGGCCAGCUAUAGCACAGCGCCCAGCCAGACACCACCGCCGCCCCAGCAGCAGCAGCAGCAGUCGGUGCCCAAUCAGCAAUCGGGCAAUCCAAAUGGACCCAACACGCCUCAAUCGACGCCUCCGCCGCCAACAUCAGUCAGCGGUGUGCCGCCAAAUCAGCAGGCGCCCGGAGCGGGAGCUGCCCAGCAGCAACCGCAAUAUGCGCCGCAACAACAACAACAGCAGCAGCAACAACAGCAGCAGCCGCUGCAGCAACAACAACAAGGACAGCCGGGUCAGCAGCUGAGCGCCGUUGUGUCUGGUGUAUCACCGUUGUCCACACAACAGCAGCCAACAUAUUCGACGCCUCCCACCAGCGUAGCUGGCUAUGGAACACCACAGCAGCAGCAGCAGCAGCAACAACAGCAGCAACAACAACAGCAGCCACAGGGUGGUCCACCACCACAACAGGGCGGACCACCGACCGGGGGACCACCGAAUUCGAGUGCGCCAUCACAACCGAAUGGUGCAACGCCACCAAUGGCACCAAAUCAAUAUCAGCCAGCGCCUGGUGCCCAGCCGUAUGGAGCACCACCGCCACCGCCGCCACAGGGCUAUGGACCGCCGCCGCCGGGCAGCGCCUAUCCGGGCCAUGGCUACCAUCAGCCGCCGCAGGCUGGUGGCUAUGCUCAGUAUCCGCCGUCGCAGGGCUAUCAGGGCUAUAGGCCGGCGCCGGGCGGUGCACAGAUGCCACCACCGGGCGCGCCACAAGGACCGCCGCCAGCGGGCGCAUAUGGCUACUAUGGUAAUCAGCCGCCACAGUGAAUACUCGGUGGCAACGAUUUACUACGAAAUGCGUUUAAAAUAUGCUAGCAACAAUAACUGAGAAAAACAAAAACAAAACAAAAGAAAUCAAAAAAACACACACGCACCACUAAAUGUUCCUUCUCGCUCUAUCGUUACUGUUCCUCUCCCUCUCUCUCUCUCUUUCUCUCUCUACACCUUCCUAUCCGUCUCUCUCUCUCUCUCCUCCCAUUUCCCCCACUCUGUCUCUGUCUUGUGGCAUUUGCGAAAGAUGCGUGUGCUGCGUGUGUACGAAAAAAUGUUCGAAGCAUAAGAAUAUUCUUCGAUAAACAGUUAGCCUUAGUUUGUAUUUGUAUUUGUAUUAUUGUAAUUGAGCCGAGCGUCGAGACGCGUCCAUUAGGCAUAUAACUCUACCAUACACAUGCGUACAUAUAUACAUUCAAUUAAUACUUCCUACUACCUACCUACCAACCCCACAUAUAUAUAUAUAUACGAUUUAAUUUCUGUACUGGUUUUAAAUGUGUGUUUGCUUAUUUAUUAUUAUUAUUUUUUUUUUUUUGUAGUAAGAUUUUGACUUGAACCGAUUGUAAAAGGUGACACUAUAAUUGGUGUUUGUUUUUAAAAUACAAAUUCACAAUAUACAAUUUACAAUUUAUAAAUUACAAUUUGCAUGCUGCAUUCAAGCGUAAGAAAUAUGAGAAUAAACAAGAUUUAAGUAGUAUAUAAUGAUCAACAAAUAUUCCAUUCACAACAAACCAACAACAACAAGAAUAACUCAAAACUAUUCAACAACACAGCCAAGGCUUUGUGUGUGUGGACGAUGAGUGUAUUAUGCGGCUGUUGUCUGCUGUCUUGUCUCAAAAGCAUUAUGGCGCUCACUAAACUCUACUCUACCCUAUUCUACAUAACUCUACUCUACUCUAGUUGUAAUUGUAAGCUGAAAGAACUAACCGAUGCUCGAUAUACUAUAUACAUACUAUACAUAUAUCGCCAUCGAUAGCAUUUAUAUCAAUUGAAACUGUAUUUAAAAACAAACAAAAAAAGAAAAGAAAAAAAAAACAGCAAUUCGCACACAUUCUACAAAAAGUGUUACACUUGUUAAAUGGGUUUAUCGUAUCCACGUCUAAAUCCCUUCUGUAUAUUCCUGCCAAAAAUAAAUCAGCUGCAUACGUAUGUCUCUCUCUCUCUCUCUCUCCCUUUCUUUUUCUCUCGCUCUCUUCACGGACACGGACAGAGCCGAAAAUCAUUUGAAAUGCAUUUUGCUGAAAAUUGCAGCAUUUUGAGUAUUUGACACUUUUUGCAGAAUGUGUGCGAAGUGCUAAUGCUAAGUAAUAGAUACGAUUAUUAUUUAAAAUACUUACAUGUGUAAAUGAAGAUCAAAACAAAAGCAAAAUGCAUUCAAUAAAGCAACGAGCUGUCUAAUUUCA